Messenger RNA from Perca flavescens (yellow perch), 997 nucleotides. RefSeq names its product COP9 constitutive photomorphogenic homolog subunit 7A (gene cops7a). The transcript has 8 exons. Gene Ontology annotation, biological process: COP9 signalosome assembly. Bases 89 to 895 code for a protein of 268 amino acids. The record is from RefSeq and is a predicted model, not a curated record. NCBI's taxonomy places the organism in Eukaryota, Metazoa, Chordata, Actinopteri, Perciformes, Percidae. Gene Ontology annotation, cellular component: COP9 signalosome.
CAGCGCUUACGUUGCUUUGUUGUUGUACGUGUGCUGACAGCGGAACUGAACAAUCGACAGGCUGUCUGCUAGAAACCAACACAACAAGAUGGAGGUGGAGCAGCUCCUGUCUCUGUCAGGCCCAGCACUGGCCCAGGCUGUCAGCUCUCUGCUGGAGACCCCAGGCCUCUACGUCUUCUCUGACAUCCUGGAGCUGCCUAAUGUCAGAGAGAUGGAGAAUGGCCCUCAUGCACCAAUGUACCAGCUUCUCAACCUCUUUGCCUAUGGAACCUACUGCGACUACAAAGAGAGAGCAGCCUCUCUUCCAGAGUUGACCCCCGCACAGAGGAACAAACUCCGCCAUCUGUCCAUCAUUAGCCUGGCAUCCAACCUCAAGUGCCUGCCAUACUCGCUGCUCUUGCAGCAGCUGGAGCUGAAGAAUGUGCGGGAGCUGGAGGACCUGCUGAUCGACGCCGUGUACUGUGACAUCAUCCAGGGCAAACUGGACCAGAGGAACCAGCAGGUGGAGGUAGACUGCAGCGUGGGUCGUGACCUCGGCCCCAACGAGCUCCCAAACAUAGUCAACACACUGCAGGAGUGGUGCACAGGGUGUGAAGCAGUGCUGUGCGGUAUUGAGGAGCAGGUCUCAAGGGCAAACCAAUACAGAGAGAGCCAGUUAAAGGUCAAAGUCCAAGUGGAAACAGAGGUCUCAAACCUACAGAAAACGUUAAAGGCCAGCGCCGCCUCCCCUUCAUCAGGCCCCGCCCCUGCUGGAGCCGCCUCCAACCAGGACGCAGACCAGCCUGCAGAGCCACGAGACCCCGCCUCCUCUCAGGAACCACGACAACCAGGCAAAAAGAGUUCAAAGGUGAAAGGGCUGCGUGGCAGUGGGAAGAUCUGGUCCAAGUCCAACUGAAGACAAGAGACUGAGGCACUGAUGGACACUCUCACUGAUUAACGAACAGACACAUGGACAUGGUGACGGACAAACGGAUGUUCACGGACACACUCGACACAA